GUCCACUGUUCGGAACUGGUGUGUAGGUUUUCACAAUUCCUCCUUGGCAUUGGCAUUGGCAUUGACAUUGCUUAAACCCUUUCAUCUACGACUUCCAACCCCUCACAUACAACUUCUAUAUAGGUCCGUUCGCAUUUUCAUUCUCCUAUUUUAGAUCGAUCUGAUGAUUAUCUUUUUUGAUUGAAUCAUUGAAUCUCAUACGUACGUCCCCUAAUUAGGAUGUAGAGUUUUUUGAGUAGCUGUAAUUGUUGGUGAACUCUUCCCUCACCCGAAUGCAAGUUAUCAAAGGAGGUUUGCUAGGGCAAACCUUUGCCCUAGCAAAAUCCAAUGACUCUGCAGGAGGGAAAAGAUCAAGAAGACGCUCAAAAGAGGAAAGAAAAGAAAUGGUGGAGGCUUUUAUAAAGAGAUAUCAGGGGUCAAAUAAUGGAAGUUUCCCAUCACUGCGUCUCACACGCAAGGAAGUUGGUGGGUCCUACUACACAGUGCGUGAAGUUUUUCGUGAGCUAAUUCAGGAGAAUCGAGUCCUGGCCCCACCUAAAUUGCCUCCAAGUGAGGAGAACAUGGAGAAUCUAGAUAGCUUCUUGGAAAACUAUCAAUUGGGUUCCAUUUCAUUUGAUCCAAAAGACAACCAAACCCUACUUAAAGAGUAUGAGCUAAGACGGGAAAAAGUUUUGAGUUCAAGAAAGAUCUCUGAACUGCAAAGAUGGAAUCUUGAUGAUGAUGAUAUUAUGAUUAAUGGGAGUAUUCAUACAAAAAUGAAAAAUGAAGAAUUUGAAGAUCCAGGAUAUAAUAAUGGAAGUUUGGAUAGUGGAGUUGAAGAACCAGUGCAUACAGAAUUACUAAUGGAACAGGCUAUGGAAGGACAAAAAGAUGAAACAGAAGAAGUUGAAGUGCAUCAAGGUCAAAUACGUCAUUUGUCAGAAGAUGUAGUGGUAGAGACUUUUCCAUUGAGACCUGUUUCUAGCAUGGUUUAUAACAUUGAUGAGAAAACUAGUGAGAAAGAAGUAUUGGAUGGUGGUAAUGAUGAAAGAUUUGUUCAGGAUGAAAUCAAAGAUGUUAAAUUUGAGGAAACAUUGCCUGCUGAAGACAAAGCAUCCAGUAUCCCUAAUCAUGGUUCUUUAAGCAAUGAAUCAAGGGAAGCAGCAGGAAUAAAGAAAUCAGAGAGGCAAGAAACUAAUCCGAUUGUGUCAUUCACCAAAACGUUCUUUGCUGCAUUCAUGAAGUUAUGGUCUGAAUAAAUAUUCAACUUCAGGUUUGCUCCUGUAUAAUAUGGAUUUAAUUAAUUGGGGUUGGAAGAAAAUAAUUUUGAUAUGUUUCUUUCAAAGAAAGUCAUUAAGGUUCAAAGUUGGGUUAUUAAUGUGCGUAUUAGCAAUAGAAGACAGGAGGCAAACUUCCAUUUUUGGUUGCGGGGCGAAACAUAAAUAUGUAUUGUAAUAUUUAUUUUCUUUGUGCAAAACCUGUAAUGGCUUUGGCAUCAUCCGUUUAUUAUUCAAAAUAUUUGGAAAUGUUUUGUUCGUUUAUGCCAAAAACUCGCGAAGAUAUAGCGUGGUUUUUUUUGUUAGAAAGAGUAUCCUUAUUUGACUUGCGAAUGAUGUCCUUAGCAUGAAAAUGUAAGCAGUUUGGCUUUAUUUCAAAAAAAGUAAUAGAAACGUAUGCACGAUUUACUAUUUA
This is a messenger RNA of Lactuca sativa (garden lettuce), 1671 nucleotides long. RefSeq names its product DNA binding protein. Lineage: Eukaryota; Viridiplantae; Streptophyta; Magnoliopsida; Asterales; Asteraceae. The record is from RefSeq and is a predicted model, not a curated record.